AUGGCGAGCCAAUUCUUGCUGCUCGGCAACUUUGUCGGGCUUUGGAUAUUAUGGAAGUUAGCUGAAGCCAUCUACAAUGCUUUCUUGUAUCCAUUGCGCAAAUUUCCAGGACCUUUCGAAGCACGACUAAGUCGCUGGUGGCUUUUCCGGCAGGAGACGCAGGGGUUUUCUCACCUAAUUCUCGAAGAACUACACGAGCGCAAGGUUGUGAGGAUCGCACCUAACGAACUGUCCAUCAAAGCUGUGGAUGCCAGUGCCGUCAUCUAUGGUCAAGGAUCCAAAUUCCGCAAGGCCCCAUACUUCUACAGAGCCUUUGAAACGGAGUCUUCGAACCUCUUCACUAUGACAGAGAGAAGCACAUCUCAAGGACAAGAAGUUGAUGUCUAA
Molecule: messenger RNA, 387 nt
Organism: Exophiala oligosperma
Lineage: Eukaryota; Fungi; Ascomycota; Eurotiomycetes; Chaetothyriales; Herpotrichiellaceae
Exons: 2
Coding region: 1-387 (128 amino acids)
Source: RefSeq, a predicted model, not a curated record